GAGUUAACAAUUCGACGUUAUUAUUGUUUUUUUUUAUUGCCAUCAAUUGUGAAAUGAAAAAAUGUUCUUUAAGUUGUUAGUUAAGCUUCAACGUUUUUAGUACUCAUUCGUGAAUGAAAAUGGUGUUUAGAAUUCUACAAUAUUUCAUGAAUCAGCAGCAACUGGUAGAUAAAUUGGCGGAAUCGAAGUUUAUGAGAAGCGUUGCUCGGUUCGUUGUUCAUAAGGCUAUUCGUGCGAAAUCAUUGACAGAAGAUAUGAAGUCCGAACAAUUAGAAAAAACUCUGAAAAACAUCACCGAAAAGUUAAAGGACACCAAGAAUAAGCUUGACGGUAAACAGUGAAUACGUCAAUUCGUC
Melanaphis sacchari is the source of this 356-nucleotide messenger RNA. RefSeq lists its product as uncharacterized. Bases 114 to 341 code for a protein of 75 amino acids. The record is from RefSeq and is a predicted model, not a curated record. The transcript has a single exon. Lineage: Eukaryota; Metazoa; Arthropoda; Insecta; Hemiptera; Aphididae.